Molecule: messenger RNA, 660 nt
Organism: Epithele typhae
Lineage: Eukaryota; Fungi; Basidiomycota; Agaricomycetes; Polyporales; Epitheliaceae
Exons: 7
Coding region: 1-660 (219 amino acids)
Source: RefSeq, a predicted model, not a curated record
AUGGCGACCACGCCUGCGUCCGCGUCCGCCCAACCCUCGACCUCUGCCUCCACACCCAUCCUCGCCACUGGCGACUGGACCAAAAACCUCGUGCACCUUGCCAAGACCGCAGAGCUCAAGAAGCAUGCGUUAACAUUACAACUCCACACCGCGCACAUUCUGUCCGCCCAUGCUGCCCUGGAAACGAAGAGCAAAGCGAUCCAGGACCUGAAGGAGCAGAAAAACAAGCUGGAGAGCGAACGGUCACGGUUGCUCAACUGCUUACGCGAGGCAUACCGGGACAAAACCGAUCUCGCAGAAGCAACACUUGACAAAGAGGUCAAGGAUCUGCAGGCGAAGAUCAAGACCAUUACCGAUGGCGAAUAUUCGACGGCGAAGGUGGAGGUAGACCGGCUACGACAAGAGUUGGGGCAGCCGGCAUUACCGAGCUUGCAGUCGACGUUGGAAGAGAAGUCGCAGGAGUAUUUGAAAGCUCUGCGUCUGCAAGCAGAACAGGUCGCCAGUGCGACCGGUACAAAACGCCCAGCCGCAGACGAGCUCGGCGCAGACGGGCAGCCCGUCAAGCGUCCCCGGGGCCGCCCAAAGGGCAGUAAGAACUCGAAGCCGCCGAAGCCGAAGAACGGCACCCCUUCCGCUUCGGCGCCUGCCUCCGCCUCCUGA